AUGGCAGCUGGCCAGCGUCUCCGCCGGAGCCUUGCUGAGGUCCAGGUAAAAACGGAGUCGACAUAUCGGUCCAUCCGCCAGCCAGGGAACCAUCAUGAGAUCCGGUUAGCACUGAGACUCAUCAGCGGCAAUCUCCAUAGUCUUUCUCUCCUGUCCGAAGAUUUUGCAGGAACGGAUGACGAUGCAACAUCGGCAUGUCCCAAUUACACUCUUUUCGAAGCGUUGUCCGAUACUCUUGACGACCUGAAUUCGGUUCGGUCGGGCGCCUCUGGAUCAUCGGAACCAGGAAGCGAACCAAUUCCAAGACCCGAACUCACGUCCGAGUUUCUUCAGAUCCAAGCCCAGCUCACUUCUGCAGUUCGUGCCAGUUCUUGGGAGGCCCUGCUCGUUAUUUUGGCAAGGACCAAACCCCAGACGCAUAGACUCGGCCCCGCGAACGGCUUGACACUUGAAACCCCAGAAACUACUCCCGAUGAAUGCCUGAGUCUGUUGUUGAGCACCAAAUUUGGCUAUAAGUUAGACGACUGCUACUCCCACUUGAUUAACGUCGCAAAGAGGGACGUUACACACCCCGAGUACGCUGCAUGCGCGAAGCUUCUGCCCGACGUAGCCCGGUCCCACCACCAUUCCAUUGAGAAAAAGCUCAGACUUCUUUUCUACCCGAGAAAGUCUGCGAACUUCUUGCAAUGGCUAUUGGAGUAUGCUCGACAAGAAUGGCCGGGUCAUUUCAACCCCAAGGCAGGCGCUCUUUCCAUGUCGCCACUACUUCGGUUGAUGUCGACAGUCUCGGAUGCAUCGGUCAGCACUCUUCACAUCGCUGCUGCUCUGCACCUGCCUCAACUGUGCAAGGAUUUGAUACUGUUGGAAAAGCAAGACGUGAACCAACAGGGUUCUCUGGGAACGCCUCUCUACUGCGCUCUGCUCGGCCCAACUUCACUCUUCGCUCGUUCCGAUGAUCCGGCUCAGCUGCUAGCUGACCGUUGCCCAAGCAGCUGCGAAGAACCUACAAUUAACGUUCUUCUAGAUGCUGGUGCUUCGUGCACGGUGACAUCAGCUGGGCCCAAGCACGAUGAAGAAUUCUCGCUGGCAACUCUGGCAUUCCUAACGUGCCAGUCGAUAAAUGCCCCAGAGGCUAUGAUGCGCAUCCUUCGGUCAAGCGUGAGUCUAGACAAGCGGUUUGUUCAGCUAUUUCAUGGAAAGGAUUCCCUUUUGCAGUACUGGCCGUCGCCACUGCCUCCGCCGACACGCUCGUUUCUGGCGCCUGUCUUGCCAGAGAUUCUCGACCGGGCAGUUCCUCAGUAUGACAGCUAUAAUGAUACAUCGUUGUUGGCAACUGGCAUUUACAAUGUCCUCGACUGUUUUGAUCUCGCUGGUUGUUCUUCGGGUCGGGGGUCUUGGCCCCUUGGCGUAUCAGACAUGAUAUACGCAGACCUAGUGCGGGAAGCAAUCCAGGACUCUGAGAUUGCAGUCAUCCGAAGGCUCAUUCUUGACCCUCGGUGGGAUCCCAACGCAUCAAUGGAACACCCCUCCAGAAGGACUUUAAUCUCAUCUUCGGACAGCGAUGCCACAUCGCCAAAACCCCGGAGAACCUAUACCAUCCUUCAUUACGCGGUCGAGGCUGACGAAGCAGACCUGGUAUCCCUCAUUUUGGACUCGGGAGAAGAUGUUGACGUUCAUGUCCGUAACCAGCACGAACAAACGCCCCUAAUGUUGUCUGAGUCACCCGAAGUCCUUGAGCUUCUCCUCAACCAUGGAGCAAGAACUACAGACACCGAUGAGGAUGGCCGCAACAUCUGGCAUUUCGCAGCUGCGAAUUCUGACAUUGACCUGAUUGAUGUUCUUCACAAACAUGACGAGCACAAGGAUCAAAAUCUGAAGGGACUGAUGAAGAACGGUCAAGCCCCUAUUGCUCAGGCCGUCAUCUAUCCACUCAAGCUGAUGAAAAGGCAACGCAACUCCAACCUUAAAGACCCUGUGGGGGCGCUUCACAUGCUCGGAGUUUGUGCACCAAACAUCGCUUAUCUUCAAAGCCCAACUCCUCUCUUAUUCCUUGCCGUGGAAUGGGGCUCUGAUGAGUUGGUUCGCAAAUUGAUUGAUUUUGGUUCUAAUCCGUUCGAAGUGGACAACGAAGGCCGGAACGUCCUGCAUUAUCUUAAUGCUGGUGCCAGAGAACCUCUGGUCAAGACGCUCUUGGAUCUGCAAGCCGUACCCAUCUUGACGAAUGAGGGCCUGUCGCCCGCAGAAACGAUCUUUUCAGCUUUCAAUGACCCGGAAUUCUGCGACCGUGACUCAGAUCAACCGUUCAACCACCUAGCUAAUUCCCGGCCGCUCGAUGUUGCCGCGUACACCCAUCUUCUGACUGAUAACGUUCUCAACUCCCGUAAUAAUGAAGGUGCUGGGCUCUGGGAGCGUUUUGCUAUUCGAGUCCUGGGUACAUGGGCCUCCAAGUGGCCGUCAGAAUCCAACGCCUGGGUAUCUUUGCAAAACGCUGUCCAAUGCCUGAUUAAGAAGAAAGCUUUGGUCAAGUAUGAAGAAGAGACAGACGAAUGCGGCCUUAUCCCAGUUCUCUCUGGCUGGAUGAAAAAGAAUAUGAAUUAUGAGAGGCAUCCCAGGUACUUGGAGGAGAUUCUCUCCUCCAUUCUGCAAGCAUCAACCAAAGCUGAGAGCUUCAAGGAAUCUUCGGCCGCAGUGCAAUGUCUAAAGCUGGCCGUGCAACAGGAGCACGCAGAAUUUGUUGCAAAGUUGCUUGACUUGGGCGUUUCAGUACAUGCGCGGUGCGAGAACGUCUCCGCACUUGAGGCAGCAUGUAUGCCACACUCGACGUGUCAACCAUCCAUAUUCGACAAGCUUGUUGAGCACGCAGACUCCAGCAAACUGAACGAAGUUAACAAUUUUGGGAUCGGGUUGCUCUACAGACUACUCGACCAUAGGGUCUCUCACCAUAAACACAAGCUAUCUGCUGUUGUACGCAAAGGAUGUGAUCCCAACACGAAGACUCCUAACGGCGUGCCUAUGGUCGUGGCUUACAUCGAGGAGCGUCAAACGGAAGCUUCUCUGAUCCUACUCGAAGCGGGUGCAGACCCCGCGGCGUCAUCAAAGAGCGGGUUAGACGCAGCACUUGCUGCAGCCUCGCGAGGCGACUUGCUCGUUCUGAACAGGAUCAAGUCAAUCAGCAACAGCUUCGACUGGAGCAAAUCUUGCUUCCAUGAUUUCUGCCGGGUGGACAUGGCCGGCGACCCGGGAAUCACGACGAAAGAAGGCUGUAACGCGCUUCACCUAGCCGCCUCUAAUGGCCAUGCUGAAGUUCUCCGAUUCUACCUUCAAGUCUUAGACCUCGACGUCGAGUCACAAACAGCCGAUGGCUGGCGGCCUAUACAUUUUGCUGCCGCCUACCACGCUGGCGACGGGUCUUGUGUUCGGGUUCUCCUGGAGCAUGGAGCAGACCCAACAGCAACCUUACCAUCCCGGAAGCACUGGAAUCCUCUGACCCUCGCAUUAGUUGCUGGGUGUGGAACUGUGCGGCCUCUUCUCGAACUUGGUCCGGAAGUUGUCAAUCGUAUGAAUCUCCCAACUGCCUUUGUGGCGGCUCUCCAAAGUGGCAACAAAGAACUAAUCGAGCUGUUCCGGCCUUUUGUCAACGAAAUGGUGAUAACACCAGAUGGUAGAAAAGCAAACACCAGUGUAGUUGGUGCCGUACUGGAACUCUGUAUCGAAGAAGGCAACGCUGAGUUGGCUACAAGAGCUCUCAAGAUGGUUGAGCCAGAGACUGUAAACUCGAUCCGGAUGAGCUGCGGCAAGUGCUCACCCAUCGUCCUCGCUGCAGCCCGUGGCCAAUUUACACUUGGCGAACUCUUUUUGGACUAUGGCAUGACGAACUGGAAUCUUGUUGAUCGCUGUUUGCGUCACUUCACCAUUUCUCCAGACUUGCUUUAUCCUUGUUCGGCUUUACAUAUAGCGCUCAUGCGGCCCAGCCAUCUUCCUAGCCCAGAUAUGGAAGGGUUCAUCGUGUCGCUCCUCGGUGCGAUAGACUGGACCCGCCACGAGUUAAGUCCCUUACAUUGUGCUGCUGUCAGCGGCGUGCCGGAUAGGAUCCGUCUUAUUGCCGAUUGGAUCAGAAGGUCUCCUGAACAUCACUCGAGGCUUCUACAUGGUAUCCAGCUAUGGCCAUUGUCAACUGCGAAUGAAAACGCAGGAGCAUGCGAUUUCUCUUCGAGCUUUCCCGAAAACAGCAUAUCUGCUGCAUCAGAAACUACAGUCAACGCCAUUCUCAGACACUAUGUCAACCAAUACGUUGCCUCGCCCGAUUUGCGGCCCAUGUUCCAUCUCGGCAGGACCCCACUGCUGAUGUCGAUGGAGGAGACUAGCUCUGGAACGGCGGUCAACGUGGAGAUGGUGGAAGUUCUCCUAGAACUCGGCGCGGAUGUCAACAAGACUGACCUAGAGGUCUUGGAUACCCCUCUCCAUGAGGCCGCAAGAGCCAACUUCUUGGACGGCGCUAGGCUUCUCUUGAGUCGCGGGGCGAACCCCAACCUCCGGAACUCAAGAUCUUUCACUCCCCUGACCUUGGCGGUCGAACAAGGCCACCUGGAGAUGGCAGGGCUGCUGGUGGAGCACGGGGCAGACAUCCACGUUUGUGAUGCUGAUGGUAUGAGCUUGCUCAAUACCUGCGGCGAAGAGUCCAAGUACCCUGAGAUGUUUAUUUGGCUCCUGAACCUGGGUCUAGAUCCGUAUAAGCUUGACAAGGCAGGAUACACGCCAAUUCACGACAUCAUUCUCAAUGAUGCGUUCCCAAACCUAGCUUUCAACUACGGGUUCGACUUUUCUAGGAUCCGGGACAUACGGAAGGGAUUCCUGUCCCUCGUCAUUGAGUUCAACAACAGAAAGGCCAACAGCAUUCUGUUAAGGCUGUUCAAGCGUCUUCCUUGGGAGAAUGCUGUAGAACUGGCCAACUCGACACCAAAAGCGUUCGUCAGUCCACUCUGCAACGCCGUGAUUCGGGAGGAGCUGGACUGCAUCCCAACACUGAUCCAACAUGGCGCAGAUAUUGAUGCUGAAGGUUCGGCAGAGGGCUCGGCGCUCAUGGUUGCUUGUGCCAAGCGCAAUUUGGAAGCCGUAAAAGCACUCUUACGAUACGGCGCCAGCAUCUCAUAUCAAACGACAAUCGACGGUGCGCCUGUUUUUAGGAGUGCCCUCGAGUAUGCCAAGCCGUUCCCGUGUAUCGUGCGUUGGCUUCUUUUGGAUCGAUACACUCGUCUGCGGAGCAUUGCGAGCUCUUCUCAGAGCACCGGAGAGAUGAAGAUAAAGCCAUGGAGUGGUGGACAAGUUGUUGGAUAUAAGCUCACUGGUAUCGGCAUAAAUACUGGACGGAGAUUUGGAGAGACUGGGUUGGAGUAUCUAAGACGCCAGGACCUGAUCCGGCAGGGUUUGAGGGGUCAGACGGUUCAAGUGGUAGCAUUAGGAUGA
Colletotrichum spaethianum is the source of this 5463-nucleotide messenger RNA. Its product is annotated as ankyrin-3. Gene Ontology annotation, molecular function: protein binding. The transcript has a single exon. Lineage: Eukaryota; Fungi; Ascomycota; Sordariomycetes; Glomerellales; Glomerellaceae. The coding region runs from base 1 to 5463 and encodes 1820 amino acids. The record is from RefSeq and is a predicted model, not a curated record.